AUGCUGAUGCACGAGAAACUCAUGUCCGGACAGUUCUUCAACGACCUGAAGACUGAUCGCAAGCCUUUGCUGCACCACCACCACCAUCACCAGUACCAAAACCACCAUCACCACCACCAGCAAUCGUCACCGCAGCAGACGCACCAUCACCAUCAGCAGCACCAGCAGCAGCAGCAUCUGCAGCAACAGCAUCUGCAUCUGCAGCACAGCCAAUUGCAGCAGCAGAGCCUGGCCCUGCCCAAAAUGGAUCUCUACACCGCCUACGCCUAUCAGCAGCAGCUCCUUGGCGCUGCCCUCAGCCAACAGCAGCAGCAGCAACAGCAGCAGCAUCAACAGCAACUGCAGCAGGCAACAGUUGGAGGAGCUGCCUCCGCCGAGGUCCUUGAUCUGUCACGCCGCUGCGACAGCGUGGAGACGCCCCGGAAGACUCCCUCACCCUACCAGACCAACUACAGCUACGGCAGCGGCUCGCCCUCGACCUCACCCACAGCCACGGGCUCCGUCUCCGGCUCCGGCUCCGGCUCUGGCUCUAUCCCAAGCAGCCUUCUGUACUCCGUCCAACAGCAGCAACAGCAGCUGGCCAGCCUCUAUCCGGCCUUUUACUACGGCAACAUAAAGCAGGAGCCGUCCGCCCCCAAGAUCACACCUAAUGCCAAUGCCAGUGCCACGGCCACUGCCAGCCUCCUGCAGACAUUCGCAGCUGCCUCGGCGGCUGCCGCCGCUGCAGCUGUGGGGGUUUCCCCACGACCGGCAAGCAAUGCCAGCACCAUGCAGAUCGAUGUUUUGGAGACCCCACAAUCGCCGCCCGCAGCCCAGACCACCAACAACAGCAGCACCACCGCCUCCACCACGCCUACCAGCAGCACCGUAGCGAACAGCGCCUCCGACACGGGCAAGAACACACGCCCCUUCAAGGCAUUCCCCCGCGACCCACUAGUGAUUGCCGCCAACUUUGCGGCCACGGAUGUUCUCCUGGACAACCCGCGCGUUGAGCGCUACACCGAGUACCGGAAGCGGGUACUCGAACAGAUCCGCAGCUCGAACGGCGGCUCUCGCACCGUGACGAACCCCAAAAUGCGUCGCACCAACUCCCGCAGCGGCAGCGUCAACGAGGGCAGCUCCUCGAACAACAACAGCGAGAGCGAGGAUCGUGCGGCCGCCGAGGAAUCCAGCGAUUGCGACUCGCAUGCCGGCAACUUCGAGUCCAAGUCUACCACCGGCUCUCACUCGAACGGCAGCUCCUCUGGGGCGGCAAAUGCCAGCUUCCAGCCGUCCAGCGGCGGACAGGUGAAGGAUGCCGCCUACUACGAGCGGCGUCGUAAGAAUAACGCGGCAGCCAAGAAGUCGCGCGACCGUCGCCGCAUCAAGGAGGACGAGAUUGCCAUCCGGGCCGCCUACCUGGAGCGCCAGAACAUCGAGCUGCUGUGCCAGAUUGAUGCGCUCAAGGCGCAGCUGGCCGCCUUCACGGCCAAGGUAGCCACUGCCUAG
Drosophila persimilis is the source of this 1488-nucleotide messenger RNA. It is a transcript of the gene gt, whose product is annotated as protein giant. Gene Ontology annotation, cellular component: nucleus. Gene Ontology annotation, biological process: regulation of transcription by RNA polymerase II. The coding region runs from base 1 to 1488 and encodes 495 amino acids. The record is from RefSeq and is a predicted model, not a curated record. The transcript has 2 exons. Gene Ontology annotation, molecular function: DNA-binding transcription factor activity, RNA polymerase II-specific; RNA polymerase II cis-regulatory region sequence-specific DNA binding. NCBI's taxonomy places the organism in Eukaryota, Metazoa, Arthropoda, Insecta, Diptera, Drosophilidae.